Molecule: messenger RNA, 750 nt
Organism: Anthostomella pinea
Lineage: Eukaryota; Fungi; Ascomycota; Sordariomycetes; Xylariales; Xylariaceae
Source: the annotation of a GenBank genome assembly
AUGUUAACCACCGCACCGUACCUGCGCACGCGAGGGGCGCCCGACGCAAGGGAAUUCAUCAUCUCGACACUCCCCCCACUGACGAUACCCCUCCGCAUCGCGCUCUACACCCUGCAUCUUCUCCGUGUCGUCCUCGGCCUCGGCGUGCUGCUCCUGCUAUACUCGAUCUGGACACUAAGCCCGUACGGCUCGCCGCCUCCACCCGCAACCGGAUACCGGAUAACAUCCGAACGCAGCACGUGUCCGGCGUAUACAUCCACGUCCUCCCUCCCACUCCCGUCCAAAGCACAAAUCCAAGACUUCCUCGCCGCCGCCCUGUCCUCCGUCCCGGGGCGUCUCUGCACCCACAUCGCCAAGGCCGCGCCGGCCUGGAUCCUCGUGCCCGCCGCCGUGGCCUGGCUCUACACGCUGACGCUGCGCAUACACACGGAGGAGCGGCUGCUGGUGCUGCGCGGGCUGGGCGUGCAGGCGAGCUCGACCAAGGACACGCUGCUGGGCGGCGGCGCCACCACGCGCUUCAUCCCCGCCGACAAGAUCCAGGACGUCGUUAUCAACGAGGCCUUCCGCGGCUUCCGCCCCAUCUCGUACCUGGUCGUCGUCGUCGAGGGCGAGGCCGACGUCGUCGUGGUGUUUCCCAAGCUGCUGCCGCACAAGCGCGUCGUCGAGCAGGUCUGGCGCGGCGUCAAGGACUGUCUAUACGAGCGGCCGAGGGGCCGAAAUUGGGCGCUCGAUGCUGAUGGGAAGGUCUAG